GCCACCUGCCUGGCGGCACUGAGGGAACCUCACGGAGGCCGCCCGGGGCAAGGGGACACCGGAGCCUGCCCUGGUGCCCUCAGGGACCUUCAGUAGGGAUUAACCGGAGAUGAAAAACAAGCUUCGGCUCCGUGGUAACGAUGCCUCUGAGGGAACAUAAGGACUGAAGGAUCUGCAUACUGUACAAGAGAAGCCUGUUCAGAUUACUGCACAUUUUAAAUUGGCCUCAAAGAGGCUAGGCUGACUGGAGUUGGUGAAGAAUCGGAUUCAAAGAUCUAGAACAGGAAAUGCCUUCUGAAGUCACGUGGCCUAUCUGCUAGACAUGUGCAGCAAUUAUACACACUGUCAAGAGUUUCACACCCUCUCCAGGAGGAUUACAGGAGAGCAGGAAGCAGGGCAACGGCGGAAGUGCCAGGGCCGCGGCCUGCCUCGGAGGGAGAGCGGACGGGACCGGGAGGCGCCGCCGUUGCCACAGCCCAGCGCAGCCCCGCCGAGCCGCCAUGAGUGACCAGCAGCUGGAUUGUGCCUUGGAUUUGAUGAGGCGUCUGCCUCCCCAGCAGAUAGAGAAGAAUCUCAGUGACCUCAUUGACUUGGUCCCAAGCCUGUGUGAAGAUCUCCUCUCCUCUGUUGAUCAGCCGUUGAAGAUUGCUCGAGACAAGGUAGUAGGAAAAGACUAUCUAUUGUGCGACUACAACAGAGAUGGAGACUCGUAUAGAUCACCCUGGAGUAACAAAUAUGAUCCUCCCCUGGAAGACGGUGCCAUGCCAUCUGCUCGGCUGCGCAAGCUGGAGGUGGAAGCCAACAAUGCCUUUGACCAGUACAGAGACUUGUAUUUUGAAGGUGGAGUCUCCUCUGUCUACCUCUGGGAUCUGGAUCAUGGUUUCGCCGGUGUGAUCCUCAUUAAGAAAGCUGGAGAUGGAUCAAAGAAGAUUAAGGGAUGCUGGGAUUCCAUCCACGUGGUGGAGGUUCAGGAGAAAUCCAAUGGCCGUACUGCUCAUUACAAGCUGACCUCCACAGUGAUGCUGUGGCUGCAGACUAAUAAAACUGGGUCUGGUACCAUGAACCUUGGAGGGAGCCUUACCAGACAGAUGGAGAAAGAUGAGACUGUGAGCGACUCCUCUCCACACAUAGCCAAUAUUGGACGCUUGGUAGAGGAUAUGGAAAACAAAAUCAGAAGUACAUUGAAUGAGAUUUAUUUUGGAAAAACAAAGGACAUCGUUAAUGGGCUGAGGUCUGUGCAGACUUUUGCAGACAAAUCAAAACAAGAAGCUCUUAAAAAUGACCUGGUGGAGGCUUUGAAGAGAAAGCAGCAAAGUUAAAAUACUCUUCAUGCUAACGAGACUUGCCAUGCACUCAUUAGAUUCCUUUCUUAGAAAACUCAUUUCGCCCCCACCCCUUUUUCUGUUACAUUACAUCACAACUUGCAUUCAAUACUGCCCAUGCAACGCCAUCUUCUCCCCGUGAAUAAAGCUGUACAAACUUU
Molecule: messenger RNA, 1483 nt
Organism: Rhea pennata
Lineage: Eukaryota; Metazoa; Chordata; Aves; Rheiformes; Rheidae
Gene: CAPZB
Product: capping actin protein of muscle Z-line subunit beta
Exons: 12
Coding region: 501-1319 (272 amino acids)
Biological process (GO): actin cytoskeleton organization; barbed-end actin filament capping; cell morphogenesis
Cellular component (GO): F-actin capping protein complex; cytoplasm
Molecular function (GO): actin filament binding
Source: RefSeq, a predicted model, not a curated record